Molecule: messenger RNA, 312 nt
Organism: Fraxinus pennsylvanica
Lineage: Eukaryota; Viridiplantae; Streptophyta; Magnoliopsida; Lamiales; Oleaceae
Source: the annotation of a GenBank genome assembly
AUGAAUUCAGAUGAUAUGAUUAUCAAGUUCACAAAAGCCCUGGAGUUGCUCCAGGAACCUUUGGAAAAACUCUUGGAAGAAUAUCAUCCAGAUUGUCUUGUUGCAGCUAUGUUCUUUCCAUGGGCUACUGAUGCUGCAGCCAAGUUUGACAUCCCAAGACUGGUUUUCCAUGGAACAAGUUUUCUAUCUUUGUGUGCUUCAGAACACAUGAGGAUUUUCAACCCCUACAAGAAUGUAUCAUCUGAUUCUGUGGGGUUCGUCUUGCCAAAUCUUCCCCAUCCUCUCAAGUUUAAAAAAAACACAGAUUCCUAA